CUGAGAACUGCCGACCAUUCUGGCUGGAUGAGCAAAAAGGGUUCCAGUGCUGUAGGUCCAUGGAAAACUAGAUUUUUUACUUUGAAUCAUACAAGAUUGUCUUACUUUGGUUCUAUGAAAGACACAAAAGAGAAAGGAUUGAUUGAUAUUACGGCCCAUAAAGUAUUACCUGCAAGAGAUGAUGAUAAAUUUGUUGCAUUGUAUGCUGCCACAACCGGACAGGGCAGAUAUUGUUUCAAAUUAGUUCCUCCUGCCCCAGGUUAUAAGAAAGGCUUAACUUUUACUCAGCCAAAAGUCCAUUAUUUUGCGGUUGAUACUAAAGAAGAGAUGAGAGGUUGGAUGGCUGCAUUGAUGAAAGCAACAAUUGAUUUAGAUGAGUCCAUCCCAAUUGUCAGUUCUUGCGUUACUCCUACUGUUACUCUACAAAAAGCCCAAGAAUUAUUAGCAAAGGCU
Molecule: messenger RNA, 453 nt
Organism: Ascoidea rubescens DSM 1968
Lineage: Eukaryota; Fungi; Ascomycota; Saccharomycetes; Ascoideales; Ascoideaceae
Product: Boi family PH domain-containing protein
Exons: 1
Biological process (GO): retrograde transport, endosome to Golgi; receptor recycling; endosome organization
Cellular component (GO): trans-Golgi network; early endosome; recycling endosome
Source: RefSeq, a predicted model, not a curated record